CUCAUUCCUUUUCCUUCCUUAUUCUGAUUUCACUUGUUUUGAGACAUUAGAACACGGAUUACACAACGUUGAGUGAUGGAAUCUGUACAGACAUUCAUCCUGAUUCUCAUUUUGGCUCUUGGCCCUGGGACACAAUCCGAAAACCCAGGGUUUGUGGUGAGGAUCACACAGAAAGGGUUGGACUAUGGUAUGUUUUAUAUUCCAUUUAUUACUAUUGUUUAAGUAUGCUGUAUCAUUCUAGGAGUUGAUAGUACUAUCCUGUUCUGCCUUACUUUGUGUAAUUAUUUUUUAUUAGUCAGCAUAAUGGCAUGUUUAAACCGGCAUAGAUUCUAUUUGAAAUUUAUUUUACUUUUUUUUUAAAUUAUUUUAAAAAUAAGAUCUGAUAAUAAUAACCCAGAAUUCCUUAAGUGCUUACAAGAUAAGGACGGACUUAGAUGUGUAUAUAUAUGCUUUGCUAGCCUCUUUGGCCAAAAUGAUAGAGACUAUUACAUAGGAGAGUAGAUACAUUAUUGUCCUGGCGUAAAAACAUAACCAUUGAUAGCCAAUUAAAUUAAGAUUAGGAAUUGGUAGGGUAGAGGAACAUAUUGCCAUUAGAUGCCCAGAUUUCUAUGUAACAGACAAUUCAUAGAAAUUCCACGAACAAAAGUUCAAUGUAUUAUAUACACAUUCCUUUAAACAUAACAUGCCAAGUUAAAAAUUAGAAAACUAAAUUACUGGUAUUACUAAAAAAACGAAUACCAGCCUAUUAUUUAACUAGGGGGUUGGGGGGUGUACAUUUACCUUUCUCCUGGGGCGUGAUUUAAUUUUUUCCAACUUAAUAUGGCACUAUAUUUAAAUCUUAGAAGUAUGAACGGGUAAGUUUACCUUGCAAAGAAUCAAAUAGAAAGAGGGCGAAUUUAGCAAAUGAUAUGAUGUGAGCAGCCCUUGAUAUGACACACUGAUAGAUUGAUAGAUAUUUUACUAUAUUAUAUAGUUGUUAGUUAAUACAGACACCGUGCAGUGUGCUGGUCAAAAAUUUUAAUCAGAAUAAAAUAGAAAUCUCUUGCUUUGGGCCGUAAAGGAAUGCAAAGAUGUAUAGCCACAAGCAUUACUGCUUUGCUGCUUCUUAGAGAGAAGACAGGGAGCGUGCAGGUAAGAAACUCACUCUAAAGACCAGAAUUAAAUGUCGUUUUAACCCCUUAAGGACCAAACGUCUGGAAUAAAAGGGAAUCAUGACAUGUCACACAUGUCAUGUGUCCUUAAGGGGUUAAUAUAACAUUUUUAAGACACAGAUUGUUGAUGGUUCCAGACAUUGGGCAGUUAGCUCUGAAUUCAACCAUGGUUAUUGGUUUAACAAAAUAUGGAAGUAAAAACAAAACGGUUUGGUCUCUUAUCAAACUUCACUAAAAGUAAAGGCAUCUAUUAGCAAAAAUGGUUAAAAUACAGAACUUCUCUUACUUUCACUUCUUCAAAUUUUUCCAAACAAAGAAUUUUAGAGGGACACAUGGAAUUUCAGAGGCAGGACACAUACAGCUGUACAAUACUUAGAAAGUACUAUCACUAAUUUCUAAUAAAAUGCCUGAUUAACUUAAUAAUAAUCUCCUCUCUAGUGUGCCAGCAUCACCAUUGUAUAAAGUUCAUGGGUGUUACAAUAGUGUAACAAAUACCUCCAACUCCCACUUUCCACCUGCCCUAUCAUUCCGUUCAUAUGCCCUUCUAGCAAGCUCUAACAUUUGCUAUAGGAGUAAUCAUAGCAACUACAGUACAUGCUCUGUAGUUACUGUGACAAAGAAGCAGACUUCUGCCUGUAAAAGGGCUCUUCAGGUAUCACUGCCGUAAAACUGUCAUCUUAGUCGUCUACCAAGAAUACACUGACAGCUGAGGGGUGGACUAAAUUUAUAACAGUUUUUUAAAAUAUUUUUUUUACUCAAUGGGAUAUUUUAUAAAUACUAGAAUAUGAAUGUAUUGCAUGAACAUACAGCAUUGUCAUCUCACAGAUAUUGUUUCCAUUUCAUUCUACAGCCAGGCAGCAAGGGAUGAUUGCUCUUCAGAAGGAACUAUGGAAAAUUCAACUGCCUGACUUUUCGGGAUCAUAUCACGUUGAUGUCAUUGGAAAUGUGCAUUAUAGCUUUCACAGGUGAGCAAAACCAGGUAGAUUAAGAUUCUAAUCCAGUAACAGAUCAGAAUCUUGAGUAACCGUCUGCAGAAUUACUAAGUGAGUUUGACAAUUUCAGGAUUCUUUAUUUUAAACUACAGAGUACAUAAAUUCACAGUUAGGUAUAUGGCCUGUUAGAUAGAUAGGUUUUUAAGGGGUGAAUGGCUACCAAUCCAAUUCCAUCAUCACCCAGACACAAUGGGAUCAUAUUUAUUGUAUUUAUCUAUAAGACGUAUUGCUGACAGUUUCUUAAAUAUGGAAUGAACAAGGUUUAAAAGCAAAGAAGAUCUAUAUAGAAGGUGGGUUAGACAGAUUGUCUCCAAGAACAUCACAAAAUAUGUUUUUUUUAUCAGUGACUAAACUAUUUAAAUCAAUGGAUCAUCCAACCAAUGUUCUAUCUAAAAAGUCUGUGUCAUUAGAUUAUAUCAUGUGUUUAAUAUGUUAUCACUUAUGUAGAUAUAGUUACAAAUAAAUGUAUUAUAAUAAUAAGUCAACUAUAUCUAUCUUUGGGGAAAUCCCCAACACAAUGUCUGUACGUCAUUUUCUGAUAUUAACAAAUAUAUUCUCCUCUUACAGUCUGGUUAUCCGCAAUGUCCAGCUUCCUGGCUCACAAGUAAGCCUUCUCCCUAAUGUUGGCCUAAAAGUGACAAUCUCUGGAGCCUUCAUCCAGCUGGGGGGACAGUGGAAAGUACGCUAUGCUUUUAUGUAAGAAAAUUAUACCUUCACUCAUUAGAUGUGACAAUGUGAAACAUCUACCUAUCUGAAUGCUUUUACCUAUGCAUAAUUAAGAGGAAAACACCCCAAAAACCUUAUUUCUGAUAUCUCCUGUACAUGGCCAUUCGUUAAUCUCAAUUUAUCAAUAGCUCAAACUCGGGCAAAAAAUCUAAGCAAAAAUAGCUUAGACAUCAUAAUCUAUUAUGAAGAUUAUCGGAUUUCUGAGUUUGGGCCAUCAAAGUGCUAAAAUAUCAGAGUAACUGUUUAUAUUUAUAUCCAUUGAUCAGUCCUGAUAGGGUAUCACCAUCUCAUUAUGCAAACAGAAGGUUCCAUCCCUGCCCAAGUGUGUACAAUGUAUUCCUUAACCUAAAGUGACCAUAGGCACAUAGAAAUAAAACUCAUCUAUUAAUAUCACUUAUUUGCUGCAAAACCAUAUCUGGUGCUUCUACUGUGAUGUCUUCAGAAACCAGGAACUAGCUGAGAUCUCUCACCCAAUCCUGGUUUGCCCACUGAUACUACAAGUAAUGUGCAAUGCAAUUCACCCUUGCUGUACAGUUUUAUGAGAUAUACAGAGCCACCAUUGAAACAGAGGCUUCCUUUUGUGACUGUCUCCCAAUCAUUUUCUUUCUGGAUUUCUGGUUCUGGAGAGAACUUAUGGAUGGGACUGAUUUGCCUAUUGAAAGAUAUCACCUAUAAUGUCUCGAAUAAGCUACAAACCAUAUGAGACACUCCCAAGCAGGAACUAACCUUGAUGCAAACUAUAAAGCAUUGCCCUUUUCAUGUGUCACCUAGACUCCAUUGUUCAAUGUUUACUGAAUAUACGAACUGAUGGGUGCUAGACUUUUAUCCCAAUAAUAAUAAUGUUACAUUUGUGUACUGAAAAUAUAAAUAUAUUGUGUGGCACUACUGCAAUGUAUAUUUGUUUUGUGUCUGAAAGCUGUUUUCCCUUAAAUGAUGCCACCUUUAUGAAUAAUUAUAGAUCCAAUGAUGGAGAUUUUGAUCUGAAGGUGGAAGGAAUCAGCAUUUCCGUGGGACUGAGUUUGGGGAGUGACGCAAUCGGGAGACCCACAGUUAGCCCUUCUGACUGCAGCUGCCACAUUGCAGACAUUGACGUGCAUUUCUCUGGAUCAUUUGGGUAAGUCCAUAAAAGGUCUUUGAGGAGCCUUUUGGAACUUCCCGCAAAUCAGUGCAGUGCUGCGUUGAGGCAAGUGCAAACUCUUCUGAUCCAUGGGGAAAGUUUAUACAUUUUUUAAAUCUAUGGUGCGAACUGAUUUAUCUGAACCACUCAAAACUGCAACUGCAGACCCUUCACAUAUUAUAGGGCGCUUCUGAACUUUCCACUAAUUGUGUAGUGAGACCAAGUAGGAUUUUAUACAGAAUGCAUUCCUUGGGUAUGUGACCCCAGGGCGGACACUGCAUGUGAGAGGAGAGGUGGGAACAUAAAUCACCCCGUGUGUAUCUAUCCUAUCACACACAGUGUUUGUGCUGAAGGCACCGCCAUGAGGAUUUCACAUAUUGUUCAACCUCCCUACCAGUCAAAACAAAGUAGAAGGAGAGAUUAGGAGAGACAAUAAAAGAGAAGGUGGAAUGAAGAGAGAUGGAAUCAAAGAUGUGCAGUUUAGAUUUCAGAGACAUGUUAACAAUGAGGGAGAGACACAUAUUGGAGAAUAUAGGGAAAGCAUGGUUAAGAGGCAGAGCUGGAGAAGGGAAGUUGGGGCAGAAUGACAAAUGUGACAAUGUGAAAUGGAGAUAGACACUUGUGCAGAGUGGAUUGUAGGGGUACAAGUGGGGAGAUACAGAACCACACAUACAUACAAGGACACUAGCAUAUUACAUACUGAUACAACACUUACAAAUGUUGACAUAUACAUAUACAGACAGUGUACACAUACAGAAACACAAACAACUCACGGAAAAAACUCUGACACACAAUGACAUUGCACACACAACACACAGUUAUUCCACACAGGGAGAAAUUCACAUAUGUUCAAAAUAGUCCUACAUGUAGGAACCGUCUUAACAAAGUAUCUCUAUGAGAGAUUGCUGUAUGUAGUAAGUCAUAAUAUGUACAUGAAAGACUGGAGUCCAGUGCCCAUAGAUUUUAGUCCAACAUUUGAAGUACGUUUUAUCCAAUGUUCUAUGCAGAUGGCAAACAAACUAAAGGGAUAAGUCAAUAUGUAGACAGGAAGAAAGUAAAAUCAUUGGAUUUAGAAAAACAAAGAAAAAUGUUUAGAACUUGUGACUGGAGAAGCCUCAGAGUUAUGGAGACAAUAUUUUAUAUGUCUAAUAUAAAUGCAUUAAAAGAUAUGUGAUAAUUGUUUCUGUUUCUGUUACAGAUGGCUCAUAAACCUAUUUCAUGACAGCAUAGAAUCCGGCCUACGAAGUGCACUAGAGGACAAGGUAUAAUUUGCAGAUGCAGGUUUGACGUGUAAUAAUCAGAUUCAGUACAUGUAAAAUGAUGAGCAUGCACGCAUCUCUCUUCUUUUCUCAUUUUGUGUUUCAACUCCAAAACAUUUAAAAAAAAUAAAAAUCUUGCCAAAGUUGAAGCAGUUUCCUUCCUGAAAUCUAGUGAAUUGGGAUUGGAGUAGUGUGACAAAACACACAUACACACACUAGUGCACAAACGCACACAUCUAAAAAAAAAAAAAAAUGAAAAAAUAUUGAUUCACAAAAUAUGAUUUCAUGGUUUUAAACUACUGUCUUUUAUUCUUACAGAUUUGUCCAAGUGUAAUUGACUCUAUUAAUAGUCAACUCGAACCUCUUCUUCAGACCCUUCCAGGUAAAGUAAUGUAUCUAAUAGUAAAGUGAGUAUAUAAUCACCCGCUUCCCAACGACAAAUACAAAACAAAAAAUAGCUUACAAUAGUGUGGAGAUUAGACACUGACCUCGUGUUAGAAGACGAUUCAGUGGUGAAGACCCUUGUAUAGAUUUAGAUGUGUUUUUAUACGAUAGACCAUAAUGUAAUGGACUUUAAUUUAGAAACCUCUGCUUUAACCUGAAUCUUUCUGGCAGUGCUGAGGAGCCCCAACGACUGACAAACACGCAGGCGGUAGGUUCUAAGAGACUGCCAAAAAAGUUAAUGGCAUUAUUUUCUCUCUUUUAAAAGCUCGUGAUUUCUCAGUUGUUGCUGCGUAGUCAAAAAUGUGUUUGCUGGAAUAACAGAAAGUACUGGCAAUGUCCUUGAAUUGCUAAAGCAGCCAGUUAGUUAGUAAAGUAUAAAACAAAGGAGGGGACUUUCGCUUAAAAAUGUAAAUUCCAUCACCUCGUUUACCAUAGCACUGCCACAACAACAAACAUUAACUGCAGGGCUAAAUGUUACCAUUCCUCGGAUUUAUCCAUGUCUCAUUAUGUAUCACCAAAGCAGAUAGUUUUUUUCCCAUUCUCCAUAUAUGCUACUUAUGCCCCUUGUCCAAAAAUCUCCUGUGGAUUUUGUUUUCCUAGUACGAACGAUGCAAGAUUAUUAUCAAUGUUUCUAACAGAGAAUAAGUAAUUAUUUUUUUGUCUUUAUAUUUAUUUAUAUUUUACAGUAACUGCAAAAAUUGACAAGGUAGCAGCUAUUGAUUAUUCCCUAAUGGGACGUCCGACUGUGACUGCUGACUAUGUAGAUGCUCAACUGAAGGUAUGCUAUCUGAGUUAGAAUCUUCAACAUUUAAAGCCUAUGCAGCAGCGUGCUAAUGUAAUGAGAAUCCAUGGGAACUCUUGCAGUAAAGGAACUAGCACUGCUUACAAUAUAGGGACAGCCCUACAGAGCACUUGCCAUUGUAACAUUUCAGAUAAACAAAUUCAGAAACGUAGCCUAUUUAGGCCUCGAGGCCUAAUCAAGGCCUUAGUAACAUUCUUUAAUUUAGACCUUAAUUUAAUAUUUUUGGAUAGAAGCAUAGAAACAUAGAUGUGACGGCAGAUAAGAACCCUUUGGCCCAUCUAGCCCAAUUUUCUAAAUACUUUCAUUAGUCCCUGGCCUUAUCUUCUCUCUAGGAUAUCCUUAUCCUUUUCUCAACACAUGCUUAAACUCCUUCACUGUGUUAACCUCUACAACUUCAGCUGGAAGGCUAUUCCAUGCAUCCACUACCCUCUCAGUAAAGUAAUACUUCCUGAUAUUAUUUUUAAACCUUUGCCCCUCUAAUUUGACUAUGUCCUCUUGUUGUGGUAUUUUUUCUUCUUUUAAAUAUAGUCUCCUCCUUUACUGUGUUGAUUCCCUUUAUGUAUUUAAAUGUUUCUAUCAUAUCCCCCCUGUCUCGGCUUUCCUUCAAGCCAUACAUAAAGUUUUCAAAUGAUUUAAUAUUUUGGGGUAAACAUUUUUUUUCCCCUCAAAAUAUUAAAAUAUCAAAAUUAAAAUUAUAGGUAUAUCAUAUCUUGAAAAAGAUCAAUGUAUAUAAGGUCUGUUAAUGUCAUACACAGUAAAUAUAUAUAGAGCAAUGUUGUGUAUAGAAGCACAGGCCCUAUCAGUAACCUCACUUUGUAUUUACAGGGAGAAUUUUUCGAGCUCUCUCAUCGUUCUACGCCUCCCUUCUCUCCACCACCUCUGUCCUUGCCUGAUGACCACGAUCUCAUGGUUUACUUUGGAGCCUCUGAAUAUCUCUUCAACUCAGCUGGAUUUGUGUAUCAGUCUGCUGGAGCCCUUGUCUUCAAUGUCACCGACGAUAUGGUAAGAAGGAUGCAUUAAAGAGGAUGUUUGGCGUAGAAGGGAGGUUGUUAUUUAGCUCUAAAGAAUGGCAUAUAAAUUAGCUCAUGUUUUUAAUAACCUUAUUAAAUCUACAGUUUUAAAACACAAGUAAGGAACCGGACCUAGUAAUUUUGAUAAAUAGAUUGAAGAAGGAACAUAAGCCUUCGUUUGAUAUUUUUGGAUAAAUAUUAAACUGAGGCCAUAGUAGUUGUAUAAUGUGUCAGAGUCUACUCUUUCUCACUCAAGAUUCCAGGUAAUGGGUCUCUGAACGUCUCCACCGUCUCCUCCAUAGAUGGUACUUUUCAUUACCACCAAUGGAGACCUCUUCUAUCUAGUGUCCUUGAUUGGCACACUUUCUCUUUUAAUUUUUGCACAUUGUUAUUGUUAAAGGAUCACUAUAGUGCCAGGAAAACAUACUCGUUUUCCUGGCACUAUAGUGCCCUGAGGGUGCCCCCACCCUCAGGGACCCCCUCCAGCCCGGCUCUGGAAAGGGGAAAGGGGUUAAAACUUACCUUUUUCCAGCGCUGAGCGGAGAGCUCUCUGCCUCCUCUCCUCCUCCGUUACGCCCCGCCGGCUGAAUGCGCAGGCGCGGCAAGAGCUGCGCGCGCAUUCAGCCGGUCUCAUAGGAAAGCAUUUACAAUGCUUUCCUAUGGACGCUGGCGUGCUCUCACUGUGAAAAUCACAGUGAGAAGCACGCAAGCGCCUCUAGUGGCUGUCAAUGAGACAGCCACUAGAGGGAUUAGGGGGAAGGCUUAACCCAUUAAUAAACAUAGCAGUUUCUCUGAAACUGCUAUGUUUAUUAAAAAAUGGGUUAACCCUAGAAGGACCAGGCACCCAGACCACUUCAUUAAGCUGAAGUGGUCUGGGUGUCUAGAGUGGUCCUUUAAGAAUUUUAAAGUAUAUAAUUAUCAAACAUUUCAUGUUGCUUUUUUUUUUAAAUGUAGAUACCCAAGGACUUUUCUAUAAGACUCAACACGUCUGCGUUUGGGGCACUGAUACCACAGGUAAGUCAUUAAUUCUAUUGUCAAGUAGUAAGUAUGUAAAUAUUAUAACAAUAUGAUUGUAUGUGUUCUCCUUCUUUCCCUAUAUACUGAUUUUAUAUCAUAGUAAGACAGCUCGAGUUGUUGGGUAGCUGCAUCUAAGUUAUUAUUAAGCAUAUCUUUUUACAGCUAUAUAAUUCUUACCUCCCUGCUAUCUUUUGAUUGCACUGUACACCUGAAGCAGAUGUUCAGACAUUAAUGGGAAUCUGUUGGGUAAAAUGACAAUAUGUCCCCAUAGCUUUAAAAUUUCCAAAAAUAAUUUUUUGUUUUUACUUAAUUGAAGCUUCAUAAUGUUAUUAAGUACACUCACGUCAUUCCAAAUGGUUCCAGCGUCACCAAAAGUCCGCCUUUACAGGCGUCAAUGGUAUCUUUAGUACUGCCAAGCGGUGAGAAGCUUUGGAUGGCUUCCCUACACCUGGCACAACCCCAACAGAUUACAUUGAUUUGUUAGCUUCAUCAUCAGCACGUCAGCCCACUGAAUGGAGUGUCAUCAGAAAUUACUUUGUUCAUAUUUUCUGUCAUAACCUGGCUUGAGAAGUGAAGGAACCGUGCAAAGUGCAGUGGAGUUCUGGAAAAAGACUGCGCUGCGCUUAGAACUUACAAACACGUCAUUUGCCAGGUCUCCACGCAGGGUGCCGGGAGAAGUGAUGAUGCUUGAGCCGCACAUGUGAGAUUCAUAAACCCAAUUGAGAACAGCCUUUUCGGUGUGUUUUGAUGCAGCCAGACCUCAGCAUUGAAUGAAUGCGGAGGGUCUGACUCUGACUGCUGAAAGGGGUGAGGGGGAGGGAGCAAUCUUUUAAAUGAAAUAUUGACAAAUCUAUAUAUUUGCUAGCAAUUUUGCCAGCACAAUAUAUAGAUGAAAUUUAACAAAAAAUUUAAUAAAGUUUAGUGAGAUUGGGGCACAUCAGUUUCCCUUUAAAUACUUGUUAUAUUGACUAAUUUGUCUGAUUCAACUUUUUAAUAAUUUAAUUUAUUCACAGAUCUCCAAGAUGUAUCCUGACAUGCUUAUGAAACUGCAGAUUUCAUCGCCCACAUCUCCAUCACUGAAUAUAGUGCCGGGAAACCUAACCAUCUCACCUGUAUUGCAUAUACAGGCAUAUGCCAUUCUACCCAACUCCUCUUUAGUACCCCUAUUUCUUCUAGAAUUGGUUAGUGGAAUUAUUUUAUUGGUAUUGCAUAUAUGAAAGAAAUGCUUGGGUAGAAAAUUCUCAUAUCAUUUCUAUUAAUUGGGAAAAUAGCAGUAUUUACAGUACUGCAAUAGAAACAUUUAGUCAUUACCAAAUUUCCUAAUUUUUGCUAAUGUUAUAUGAAUAUGUUCUGUAUAUCUCUGAAUUUUGUGACCAAUAACCAUCCUUUUUACUGUGUCUCAUCUCCAGACAACACAAGCUCUGGUAAAGGUUGCAAUGAAUGUAGGUCGAAUUCAAGGUCACCUGGAACUCUCCAAGUAAGUAGAGUAGAUCUAAAUAGAGAUAUAGAGUAGAUAUAAAUGCAUUAACAAGCAUUUAGAGAUUAUACCUCAAACUUGUCAUUUUCUUCAUUCAAUUGGAAAACAGUCCUGUUAAGAUGAUAGAUGUUCAUUUAGUUGUUUUUUUCCACUUAAAUGUCUUUAUUUUGUAUUCAAUCACAUUUCAAUAAUAGUUUGACAGAUACAUUUUUCUUCUACAUCUUACAACAUGAAGAAAAAAAGUCUGUCUCUAUAACUAGCUCAUAGAAACCUAAUCAAUGCCAAUAUGUUUUAGAUACUUUAUUUCCAUGAUGGUUACUCCACCCUUAUGCAUGACCACACCUGGGAAUUUGCAUUGUUUUUUCAUUUAGAGGUCACCUUGUCUCACCUUCAAUGGGAGUAGUAAGUGAACAAAGCCUCCCAACAAGAGGGCAACUGGGUGGGUGUUGGUCCAGCCUUUAAAUGUACAAUAUUUCCAGGUUUAGUGUAGGAUGUGGCCUUUACCGGCAGUCACCCCCACUACCUUUAGGAAAAACUAUAAUUAUUAGACUUGUGCAAAAAUGUAUCCAAAUCAAAUUCCUUUUAAUCCACAUUGGAGUGAACCAAUUUGCCUAGGAUUUACUUGGCGGGUGGGGGUCUAAUUCAUUGAGCAUGACUCGAUGAGUAAAUCCAAGAUGGAUAAAUUUUUCCAGGUGUGGAUUAAAAAGAAUUUGGUUUGGAUGAACUGGCUGAAAGUCUAGUAAUUACCCUUCAAACGUGCAGAGAUCCAGAACCUAAUCUCAAGAGGGGUACUGGUAGUGGGCUGUAGUGAGGAGAUAGGGACUGUAGUGGAUCCCACAUUAUUCUGUAAACAAAAAGUUUUAAACAAAUAUUCUUUAAAGAUCUGAAGCCUCAGUUUGUUACAGAUAAGUGCAGUGUAAGUUGACACCAGGACACAUUCUAUUUUAAAACAGAAUCCUGCUUGUCUACAAUGGUUUGGAUAGUGUUCGGAUCAGGCGUUUCCCAGAGAUUGCUGGCACAGAGCAAAAUGACAAAUACGUGUUAACCUGUCUGUAGAUGUUUGUUUGUUGAUUUUCAUUUACAUCCUACUCAAGAACAUUCCCAGCCCAGCUGAUUGUUACUGUAUACGUUUUGCGAGGGGCAUGUGAUUAGUUGGCUCAGGCAUGGCUGGGAGGGCGGAAGACAAUCAUGUGCCAAUAACCUGUCAUCUCAGUAUCUUAUAUAAUAUAAAUCAAUUCCUGUGUGCAAUAUUUCCAAUAAUUUAUUAAAAGUCUAUUAUAAUUAUAAAGUAUAUUUUAUUCUGAACAAUGAACUCUCUUUAACUUCCAUUGAUUCUUGCAUGUAGAAUACAGAUAGAACUUAAACAUUCCGAUGUUGGGCCUUUCUCGGUAAGUACUCAGUGACUAACAAGGCAAAAUAGAAUUUAAAGAUUUUUAUAGUUUACAUGCCAUUUUACAUUUUACCGUUUACUAAUCCUACUUUCUCUCUGCUCAGAACUGCAGCUUCAUUGAUACCUUUGUUUCCGCAUUUAAGAACCUUAUUUUUUUUUAUCACAUUAAAAAAAAAAUCUUUAUUUAAGACACUUUUUCGCAAAAGACAAGGUGCGCAUAAUACGUCUUAUUGUCAUAACGUAUGUAAUAAGUAGAUAAACAUAGAAAGACAGAUACAUCAUAAACAUUCUCAGUUGUUUAAGAAAAAAAUAAUUUUGACCCUUGUUAUUCUGUCUGUUUGUUUCAAUUUAAUGGGACCCUCCAAGCUCUAUAACUGCUACAGUUUACUUUAUUGGUUAUGGUACAAGCAGUAUUUAGGUACAAUUGUUUUUUUGUAUUUUUUUUAUGGUCAACCAUUUUUCAGCAUUAUAGGUAACCUUUGAUGGCUGUGAGUGCUAGUACUUGCUUCCCAUAGUUUUUGGUCAAGCUGCUCUUAAAGAGUAGGCUAGAAAAUAGAGGGACAGUACUGAAACACUCCUUGCACCAUAAUCACAACAAUAAGGUGUAGUGGUUAUAGUGCAUAGAGCAUUCUUUUACACUUAAUUUUGCAUAUUAUAAUGCACAUUAUAGUAAUAAUCAUGUUUCUAAUCAGGUAGAUUUAAUUGACCAUGACUUACAUUUAACAAAAUUGUGUCCUUUAUAUGAUUAUUUUGCAUACAGAAAGUUCUCUGUAAUAAUUUUAUUCUAGGUAUCGUUACUGAAUAUGGCUGUAAACUAUUAUGUCUCCAACAUACUGCUUCCUCGGGUCAACGGUAAGUGACAGAAUAUUAAUAUGUCCAGCAAUAUGUAACUAAAUUUACACUAACACAACAGAAGUUUCUUAAGCAAAUAGAAAGCGGGAGAUGUUAUAUACUUGCCAAUGCUUGAGAGUUCCUUUAAUUAAUUGACUUGGGUCUUUGUUUAAUAUUGUUGGAUAAUCAUUUCAGCUAAUCUAAUAUUUUUGGAUAAACUUUUAAAAUCCUUUUAUAUUUUGACAAAUAAUUUAAUAUUUUGAUGUUUUCAAAUCAUAUAUUCAUAUAAACAAUAUAUAUAUUUUUUAUAUUUUCAUAUUUAAAGAAAAAUAUUUUAAAAGUUUAUCCAAAAAUAUUGAGUAAAAACCAAUGUUUAUGACUUCAGAAACAUUGUUUUAUACACUGAUCAACCACAACAUUAAAACCACUGACAGAUGAAGGGAGUAAUAUUGAUUACAUAGAUACAAUGACACCUGUCACGGGGUGGAAUAUGUUAGGCAGCAAGUGAACAGUAGGUGCUUGAAUUUCAUGUGUUGGAAGCAGUAAAAAUUGGCAAACGAAAAGUUAUGAGUGACUUUGGCAAGGGCCAAAUAGUGUUGGCUAGGGUCAGAGCAUCUCCAAAAUGGCAAGUCUUGUGGGGUGUUCUUGGUAUGCGAGGGUUACCUACCAACAGAGGUGCAAGGAAAGGCAACCAUCACAGUUGUGUGCACAUGAGGGAGUGAAGGCUAGCCUGUCUGAUAUGAUCACAUAGAAGAGCACUUAAUUGCUGGCCAUGAUAGAAAGGUGUCAGAACACACAGCGCAUCACAGUUUGUUGUGUAUGGGACUGUGUAGCCACAGACCAGUCAGAGUGCCCAUGAUGACCUCUGUCCACUGCUGAAAGUACCUUUAAUUGGGACAUGUGCAUUAGAACUGGACCAUGGAGCAAUGGAAGAACAUGGCCUGGUCUGAUGUAUCACAUUUUCUUUUAGAUCAGGGGGAUGGCCGGGUGCCUGUGAGUCAUUUACCUGUGGAAGAAAUGGCAGCAGGAUGCACUAUGGGAAGAAGGCAGUGUUAUGCUCUGGGGAAUGUUCUGCUGGGAAACCUUGGGUCCUGACAUUCAUAUGGAUGUGUUAGUUAGACAAGUACACCUACUUAGAGAUAUUGCAGACCACGUACAUCCCUUCAUGACAGGAUAAUGCACCCUGUCACACUGCAAAAUAGUUAUGGAAUGGUUUGAGGAACAUGACAAAUUGUUCAAGGUGUUGCCUUGACUUCCAAAUUCUCCAGAUCUCAAACCAUCUGAGCAUUUUUGGGAUGUGCUGGAGCAACAGAUGUAACAUGGAGGCCCCACCUCGCAACUUGCAGGACUUAAAGGAUCUGCUGCUAAUGUAUUGGUGCCAGAUACCACAUGACACAUUCAGAUGUCUUGUGGAGUCCAUGCCUCAAUGCAUCAGAGCUGUUUUGGCUAUACAAGAGGACCUACAGAAGUUGGUUUUAAUGUUGUGGCUGAUCACUGUACAGAGCCCUUUUAAAAGUGUCCGUGUGCUGUUCUGUAAUACUUUGAGAUAACACUGGUUAGGGCUUAGUUUACAAAUAUCAGGACAAAACAAUAUAGACUAUUGUCAUGAAUAAAUGAUGAAUGACUUCAACAUUCACUGUAUCAAACCAUGAGUAUCAAAUUAACUUCACCAGAGCAUUAAAAUAAAUGACGCAAAAUAAAAGAUUUUAGCUGGGCCUCUUGUACAGACAAGUAGGUUAUUAUAAAGACAACUAUCAAUUAUAAUGUUUGCCAACUAUUUACUGAAUUCGGAGUGGAUUGAAAUAUAAUUUCCGUGUACAAUGACCAUAUAAUUAUUUAAACUAACCCUUAUUUAUGUUUGUAAUCAAAUAAAACCAACCAAAUGCUGGUAUUUUGAACUACCCAAUGCAGCUGUUCAUUUAGAACUUUCAUGAACAUCUAAAAAUGUUUUUACUUAUAAAUUAAAGGGACAUUAUAGUCACCUGAACAACUUUAGCUUAAUGAAGCAGUUUUGGUGUAUAGAACAUGCCCCUGCAGCCUCACUGCUCAAUCCUCUGCCAUUUAGGAGUUAAAUCCCUUUGUUUAUGAACCCUAGUCACACCUCCCUGCAUGUGACUUGCACAGCCUUCCAUAAACACUUCCUGUAAAGAGAGCCCUAUUUAGGCUUUCUUUAUUGCAAGUUCUGUUUAAUUAAGAUUUUCUUAUCCCCUGCUAUGUUAAUAGCUUGCUAGACCCUGCAAGAGCCUCCUGUAUGUGAUUAAAGUUCAAUUUAGAGAUUGAGAUACAAAUAUUUAAGGUAAAUUACAUCUGUUUGAAAGUGAAACCAGUUUUUUUUUCAUGCAGGCUCUGUCAAUCACAGCCAGGGGAGGUGUGGCUAGGGCUGCAUAAACAGAAACAAAGUGAUUUAACUCCUAAAUGACAGUGAAUUGAGCAGUGAAAUUGCAGGGGAAUGAUCUACACACUAAAACUGCUUUAUUUAGCUAAAGUAAUAUAGGUGACUAUAGUGUUCCUUUAAUAUAUUUCAAUCCAGCAUAUCGGAUGGAAUUGCAUGACAGUUUUCAAAGUGCUCACAAUCACAUUAUGAGGGUUACAGACCGUCAAGGACAUGAGUGAUUCUAAUUGGUGACAAGUGUGUAAUUAACCUAUAAUUUUCCGUAUAGACUUUGAAGUUUGUUUUUUAUUUGAGAUAGUUAAAAAAACAAAACAAAAAUUAGUUGACAUGUUUAUUUGUUAUGUUGGGCUAUAUGGUCACAGUGCUCACAUGUGCUUCGAUUGGGUUAAGUGACUAAUAAGAUAUCGAUAGUUAAUGAUUGCACACACUUUUAGUUAGAAAUAGAUGAAACAUUAAAUAAAGAAAGAGAGUAGGAAUGGGGAAGAGAAGAGGAAGCGGUUGGGAAAAAGUAAGUAUGGCGUGACUGCUCCUUUUCAUGAUGUAGGAGAUAUCUUAAAGGGACACUAGUCACCCAGACCACUUUAGCUCAAUGAAAUGAUCAUGGUGCCAGGUCCCUCAGGUUUUAACCCUUCAGAUGUACAAUCAGCAAUUUCAGAGAAACUGCUAUGUUUACAUUGCAGGGUUAAUCCAACCUCUAGUGGCUGUCUUCCUGACAGCCGCUGGAGGCGCUUCUGCGAUGUUGGAAAAUUGCAUCCAGCGUGCAGAACAUCCAUAGGAAAGCAUUGAGAAUUAUGCUCUUUGCUGCUCCACUCGGGAGUUGACGUCGACGGGGGAGGAGAGGUCACCAGCACCGAGGGAGCCCGGUGCUGGAUUACAGUAAGUAGCUGAAGGGGUUUUAACCCCUUCAGCCCAGCGGCUUAUAACUAAGGGUUAUAUAGUGUCAGAAAAACAAGUUUGUUUUCCUGACACUAUAGUGAUCCUUUAAUAAUAAGUACAAUUUGCUGGGUUGGACUGGACAUCCACUGUAUUUACAUUAUUCUGUACAAUUAAUAAAGCAUUUUCUAAUACUUCCACUUGACUGUUUUUUCUUGUUUUACACUAAAUUUGUUACCUGAAAUAAAUAUUAGCAAAUUGUUAUAAUCAUAUAUUAUAUAUACAGAAACUACACUCAAUGAUAUCACUCUUCCUCCUACAGAUAUUCUUCAAAAGGGUUACCCGUUUCCUCUCCUAGAUCACAUACAGCUCUCGGAUGUUGUCAUAAAGCCCUAUCAGGUUAGUUAUAUCCCGUGCUAAUACUGAGAAAUACUAUAUUUACAAUACAGUAAGAUCAUCAGUCAAGCGCUUUCCUGUGUAACUUAUUGCUACUUUGUAAAUAAUGAUAAUAUUAAUUAUUGAAAACUUUAUGUAUUGAUCCAUCCAAUCUUUCUUUCAGCACUUCCUCCUGUUUGGAGCAAAUGUUCACUAUGGAUAAACGGAGAAGAGGAGUUUGCCUGCGGAAGAGCACUGACUUUCUGUUCACUGGGCCCUUAAAACCCUAAAUUCUCUGAAUUUUAACUGAAAAUGGUGGGCUAGAUCUUCUCCCAUGUUUUUAGCCCUUUCUCCGCAGGCUGUGAUAUGUUGUUGAAGACAGCUCCUUCAUAUGCUACAAUACUGACUGCCAGCAUGGAGCUCCCUGACAAAACCUACCACCUCUAUGCCCAUUAUUCAUCUAAGUCAAGGGCGGGAAACCUUUGGCACUCCGGAUGCUGUGGACUACAUCUCCCAUAACCCUCUUACAGUCAUAAUGCUGGCAAAGCAUUAUGGGAAAUAUAGUCCACACCAUCUGGAGUGCUGAAGGUUGCCUAUCCCUGAUUUAUGUACAUAAUGACACUGAAUUCCAAACUACACAAAUGGUCUGAAGACUGCCAGAAUCACAGAAAGGUUUUAGCAUUUUGUUUUUCCAACACAGACGAACAACAUUCUCUAAUUUGUUUUUAAAUCUAUUGCACUGAAGAAUCUCUGACUUAUUCAGGGCAAAUUAUUCCAUAAGUCACAAUAUGUAUUUUAUAGAUUGAUUGUAACAUAGGUUCAUAUAUACAAAAGAAAUAUGUUGGGAGAAAGUUCUAAAUAAAGAGCAUAUAGCAGUAAUAUAUUAUAUCUAUAGUGACUGUUUAAGGGACUCAAUCCGUUUUCCUGGCACUGCAGGUCCCCUCUCCCUCCCACCUCCCAUCCCCGGUUGCUGAAGGAGUGAAAACCCCUUCAGUGACUUACCAGAGGCAGCGACGAUGUCCCUUGUCGCUGCUUCUUCCUCCGCCCACGCUCCUCCCUGUCACCUCGUCAGCUGGCACGGGAGACUGAUCCCGCCCGUGGAGACAUAAUGCGCAUGCGCGGCAAUGCCGCGCAUGCGCAUUAUACCUCUAGAUAGGAAAGCAUUGAAAAUGCAUGACGCUGGAGGUCCUCACACAGCGUGAGGAUGUCCAGCGACGCUAUAGCACAGAAAACCUGUGCUAUAGACCAGGAAGUGCCCUCUGGUGGCUGUCUAGUAGACGGCCACUAGAGGAGGAGUUAACCCUUCAAGGUAAAUAUUGCAGUUUAUGGAAACUGCAAUAAUUACAGCUGCAGGGUUAAGGGUAGUGGGAGUUGGCACCCAGACCACUCCAAUGGGCAGAAGUGGUCUGGGUGCCUGGAGUGUCCCUUUAACCAAAAUUCCUCUUUCUAAUGGAAGAAACAACUAAUAGGAGAAUCAGUUACAUGUUUUGGUAUAACUAAAGGUAUGUCUCUUAAAAGUAUUAAGUAUUAAAAUCACAAAUCAUAGAAAAUGUUUUUUAUAAACAGCUUCAAAUUGGCAUUGAUUUUUGGAGAAUUAGAUGUAUUUUGUUGCUUAAAUAGCAGCAUGUACUUUCCUGAAAUUACUCCUAUAAUUUGGCAGUGGAAACAUUCUGGCAUUAUUUCUACAUAUAAAAUAUCCUUAUUUGGGAACUAAUCUUUAGGUUUGAUACCGCACAUAACAUAAUGUGAAGAACAUCCAGGAGUGAGCCAACAUGUAAAAGGGCAAUCAUGACUGAACACAUGGAGGUGUUGGUAAAAACCCAUUCUCAUUUUAAAAAGUCUCUCAAGGGAAUGUAGAUAAAGCCACAUGAGGUCAUCACCCCACCAUUGACCCAUAGAUAAUCAAAACAGGAGAUCUUGUGUAUAUUACUGGUGACUAUAGAUCUGUCUUAUGAAGGUUUCUGUUGGGGUUGAUGUUCCCUCAGAAUGUCCGUAACUGGUGCUGUCUAAUAGAUUGACAGACAGACUUACUCUGUUAAACAGAGACUGUUCCUUCUACUCAAUGUCACUGUGGAUCCCAGAUCCUAAAAAAAAACAAAAAAAAAAAAAAACACUUACGGUUCCAAAUCUAGACAAAUCUUUGCUCCCCUUAUGUUAGAUGUUUCUCCAUCCAGUGGUCUGUAGAGGUAGACGAAAUAAUAGGCAGUGUACCACCAUUCCAAGAUAGAUAUUGUUUGUACACAGAUUGCAGUUAUAUAGUCCAAAUAUUGAGAUUUGCCAGAAUUCCAGACCUCACUGUCCUAGACCUCUCCUCUGGAUUCAUGACAUGGAACUCAGUCAGCUAGGCAUAACAUUUAGUGCCUUAACAUGCUAUCUCCUGUACCCUCUUUUUCCCCCUUACUCCUUUAUUUUGCCCUCCUUUCUCUCAAUCUCCUCUCACUCUCUCUGCAUCUCUCUUACUCUGGGUUGAACGAUGUUGGCUGCUCUGUCGUCUUUGCACUUUCCAUUGCUGACAGUUAUUGCAAUUUUCUUAUAGAAAAUCUGUUUUUUGUUUUUUUUAUGUAUUUAGAAAAGCUUCCGAUAAAACAUUUUGUUAAAAGCACAAAGAUUCUAAAACUUGAUGUAGAAAACUUUAUUUUAUCACAAAUAUCAAUACAUAAAAAUCCCAAGUUGAGGUUUACAGACUGUACACACAUACAAAAUUAAACAAAAAUCUUACAAAAAAAAAUAUAAAUCUAAAUUGACCAACGUUUUAACAAAUGAUCCUGCUUUAAUUUUUCACACAGAAGAAGAUUAAAACAUUAAGGUGGUACCUCUUUAUUUCAACAAGAUGACAAUUUAUCAAGAAUACAUUGACUUUUCUCGUUUUCAAGAACAUUCUGAAGAGCAACAACACAAAGUAAUGAUAUUUUUGAACUGGUGAAAAAUGUGAUAUUUUCGGGAAGGUUACUCCAUAAGCAGGUCUAGCUGCCUGAUUGUAACACUAGUAUUGAAAGUGAGAAUUGUAAUGGAUGCUUACAAGUUCUCAUUUUAAUGUACUUCCUGAGUCAUAGAUGCGAUAACCCAUCUCAGCAGUACUCAUUUUAUCAAGUCCUUAAGGGCGAGAAUCUAGAUCAUGGGUCCUCAAACUCUGGAACCACAGAUGUUGCUGAACUACAACUCCCAUGAUUCUCUGGCUAUCUAUGUGAUUCAAAGAAUCAUGAGAGUUGUCGUUCAGCAACAUCUGGGGGGCCGGAGUUUGAGGACCCAUGAUCUAGACGGUGACCUGAAGCUAGUGCUAGAUUAACAGAGACUAUUGAUUCAUUGUGCGCCAUGACCCAUAAGACAGGCUGUGACCACUUUGAACCCUUGUUUUUUAACCCCUUAAGGACACAUGAGUGACAUGUCAUGAUUGCCUUUUAUUCCAGAAGUUUGGUCCUUAAGGGGUUAAGCAAAUUUCUCCUGCUUAUGAAGGUGGAUAUUAUAUGCUUUAAAUGGAAGUCAGGUACAUGAGACCAGAAACUCAAAUUGUAUAUUUAAUUUUCAAUGCCAGACACAUGAAGUCCCUAAUCCAGCAUUGCUUGAAGAUGGUGUAGGUUCUACGGCUUGUAAAUUGCAGAACACUGAUAGGAGAUUAUAUUAUGCAUUAAGAGUUGCAGGCUUGCAGCUCAUAAUUUGGAUAUUUCUGAAAAAUGUUUUAUAAGCUAAGUAAAAUAGGUUAAAUGUACAUCAUAUUUGGCUUUACAUACAAUGUGCAUAAUGCAUGAUUGUGUCCUCUCCAUGAAAAUUAUAAAUGUGUUAUUUCAUACAUUUCUAUAUGUUAAAAUGUACACACCGGUUAACACUCUAGUCUUGGUUAAGCCAAUUUCAGCCAAAACAUCAGAAGAGAUCUUCAGAUCGUGUCCAUAUCGAGUCCUAUUCUGAGCUUGGUUGGUUGCUGUCCAUUAUUUAGUUGUAAUGUACAUUAGCCCCAAAAAGAAGGAAGUUCUGAAAAGAAAGACACAUGUGGC
This is a messenger RNA of Pelobates cultripes (western spadefoot toad), 19845 nucleotides long. Lineage: Eukaryota; Metazoa; Chordata; Amphibia; Anura; Pelobatidae. The record is from the annotation of a GenBank genome assembly.